AUGCUAGAAGAUAUUGAUACAGACUCACAUAUUUCAGAUAUAAUGGAAUGUGAGCAUGAACCUGAUGAAGAGGUGCAUACUUUUGACAAAAUAGUUGAUGAUGAAUUUUUUAACAAGUGUGGUAAACCCAUUCCUAAUAGUAAUCAAGAAGAAAUAAAUGAUGAUAAUGAUGAAGUCAGUGAUGAAGAUGAUGAUGUUGUGUUCCCUGUCUUUGAUGAGAAUCAAGAAUGGGAUAAAAUGGUCCUAGUUCUAGGUAUGAAGUUUUCCAACCCAAUGGAAUUGAAGCUAUGUCUAACCAACUAUGCCGUCAAGAAUAGGUCCAUUGUAAGCUACAAAUGGAUUGGAACUCAUUGCAUGAAUGAGAUAUUGCAGAAACCAAAGAUGAGCAUUAGGAAAUUGAAAGCUAAGGAAGGAUGGAUGAAGGGUUGUAGGAGGGUAAUUAGAGUAGAUGGUUGUUUCUUAAAUGACAUAUGCAGAGGUCAGUUGCUUGUAGACAUUAGGAGGGAUGCAAACAACCACAUAUACCCUAUUGCAUGGGUUGUGGUUACAAUGGAAAAUAAAGAAACAUGGAAGUGGGUUCUUGAUCUUCUGAUUGAUGACAUUGGAAUGGGAGUAGGGAAUGACUAA
Lactuca saligna is the source of this 627-nucleotide messenger RNA. The record is from the annotation of a GenBank genome assembly. Lineage: Eukaryota; Viridiplantae; Streptophyta; Magnoliopsida; Asterales; Asteraceae.